This is a messenger RNA of Zootoca vivipara (common lizard), 3718 nucleotides long. Lineage: Eukaryota; Metazoa; Chordata; Lepidosauria; Squamata; Lacertidae. The record is from RefSeq and is a predicted model, not a curated record.
CAGUCAGGUGCCUCAGGAUGCGCGGUUGGUGCUUCAGCCUGUGGUGGAGCCGACGACGGCUGAGAGGGACGCGGCUCUGGCGGGGAGGCCGGGUGUCGCCGCCGCCUCGUCACAGCGGGCUGAGGAGGCUCUUCUUCUCCGCUCCGGGCCCAGGCGCCCCCUCAGGGUCGUACCUGCCGCCGGCAGCCGCAUGAGCUCUCGGCGGUUCCUCUCGCGGGCAGCGCCUCCCCCCUUAUGGAGGAGCCGCUCCCUCGUCGCCCUCCUCCUCCUCUCCCCGCAUGGAGCCUUUCGCAGCCCGCAGCCCGCGCCGCCCCGCUCGCCCGCCGCUGCCGGCGGAGGGCGCGGACGGCGAAGAGGAUGAGAGCGCGGCGUCGGCGUCGGCCACGGCCAGCUACAGCUGGAGAACGGCGGCGUCGGGAGCGGCCUCGAGCGAGGGCGGCUGCGUCGGAGGGGCCGGCGGUGGCGGCCUGUUGUGGACGGCCGUGUUCGAGUACGAGGCGUGUGGCGAGGACGAGCUGAGCCUCCGCCCGGGCGACGUGGUGCAGGUGCUCUCGCAGGACUCGCAGGUGUCCGGAGACGAAGGGUGGUGGACCGGCCAGCUCGACCAGCGCGUCGGCAUCUUCCCCAGCAACUACGUGACCAGCAGCUGCAGCAGCAGCCGCCGCCUGUGCCUCCGCCAGGGGGGCGCCACCGAGCUCCAGUCCCGCUACUCGCAGACGCCCGCCAUACAGUUACGGGAGAUUGACUUCUCUGAACUGGUUCUGGAGGAAAUCAUUGGAAUUGGAGGCUUUGGGAAGGUCUAUCGUGCAAUUUGGCUUGGAGAAGAAGUUGCCGUCAAGGCAGCUCGGUAUGAUCCAGAUGAAGACAUCAGUGAGGCUAUUGAAGAUGUCCAUCAAGAAGCCAAGCUCUUUGCCAUGCUAAAACACCCCAACAUAAUUGCACUUAAAGGCGUAUGUCUAAAGGAACCCAACCUUUGCUUAAUCAUGGAAUUUGCCCGUGGAGGGUCACUGAAUAGGGUGCUGUCUGGUAAAAGAAUCCCACCAGACAUACUGGUGAAUUGGGCUGUCCAGAUUGCUGGAGGAAUGAACUAUCUGCAUGAUGAAGCAAUUGUUCCUAUUAUACACCGGGAUCUGAAGUCCAGCAACAUAUUGAUACUUGAGAAAGUGGAAAAUGGAGACCUAAACAACAAGAACUUGAAGAUCACAGAUUUUGGCUUAGCCAGAGAAUGGCAUAAGACGACUAAAAUGAGUGCUGCUGGGACAUAUGCUUGGAUGGCUCCUGAGGUCAUCCGUUCCUCCAUGUUUUCUAAAGGCAGUGAUGUGUGGAGCUAUGGUGUGUUGCUUUGGGAACUACUAACUGGGGAAGUACCAUUUCGAGGAAUUGAUGGCCUAGCAGUAGCAUAUGGUGUUGCCAUGAAUAAGCUUGCCCUUCCUAUCCCUUCAACCUGCCCGGAACCUUUUGCCAGACUGAUGGAAGAUUGUUGGAAUGCUGAUCCUCAUUCAAGGCCCUCCUUUGCCAAUAUUUUAAACCAUCUAACCAACAUAGAGGAGUCUGGUUUCUUUGAAAUGCCAAAGGACUCAUUCCAUUCCUUGCAAGAAGAUUGGAAAAUUGAGAUCCAGGAGAUGUUUGACCAACUUAGGGCCAAAGAAAACGAACUGCGGACAUGGGAAGAAGAAUUAACCAGAGCUGCUGUUGAGCAAAAGAACCAUGAGGAGUUUCUGCGGCGACGGGAGCAGGAGCUGGCAGAGCGGGAGAUUGACAUAUUGGAAAGGGAACUCAACAUAAUUAUCCACCAACUGUGUCAGGAGAAGCCGCGUGUAAAAAAACGUAUGGGCAAGUUCAGGAAAAACCGGCUCAAGUUGAAAGAUGGCAAUCGCAUCAGUCUCCCUUCUGAUUUCCAGCACAAGUUCACUGUACAGGCCUCUCCAACGAUGGAUAAAAGGAAAAGUUUGAUCAGUAGCUGCUCCAGCCCUCCUGCCAGCCCUACCAUCAUUCCCAGGCUCAGGGCCAUCCAGUUAACUCCCAGUGAAAGCUGCAAAACAUGGGGACGCAACUCUGUAUGCCAUAAGGAAGAGGAAGGAGAAGAAGAAGAAAAAAGAGGCCAGAAGAAGAAAGGUCGCACAUGGGGCCCAAGUUCUCUUUGUCAUAAGGAGCUAACAGCAGACGAGGAUGGUCUAAAGUGUUUGGAUGGAUCCAAACAGUGGUCAUCCAGUGCGCCAAAUCUAGGAAAAGUUCAGAGAACACCAGUCAUUUUCCCAGGAUUUACAAGCCUAACAGAGAUGGAGAAUGAAGACAGUGAUUCUUUGAAAAAUGGAGAGACCAAGAUGCAGCAAUCACCUGGGUCUAACCAAUCAUACCUCUGCAUCCCAUUUCAGAGAAGUGAGGACUGGGAUGGCCAGUCCAGUGAUGCCAAUGAGGAGACCACUCCUAUGAACUCUACCACAAGCACCCCUCAGCUCACCCCCACUAACAGCCUGAAACGUGGAGGUUCCCAGCACAAACGAUGCGAGCUUGCCUUUCUGGGCUGUGGGGCUGUGUUAGCAGCUGCUGGCCUGGGCUUUGAUCUUUUGGAGGCUGGCAAGUGCCAGCUGCUAAGCCAAGAUGAGCUGGAUGCCCCCAAGGAAGAGAAGAAGAAACGUGAUAGUAUUUUCCAGCGGGCUGGACGUUCCCGUCGGAGCACCAGCCCACCUUCAAGGAAGCUCUUCAAAAAAGAGGAGCCCACAUUAUUGCUGGGCGAGCCAUCCAACUCCCUGACCCUUCUCUCUUUGUCUUCCAUUUCUGAAUGUAAUUCAACCCGUUCCCUUUUACGCUCAGACAGCGAUGAGAUUGUGGUAUAUGAGAUGCCAGUCAGCCCAGUGACAGUGAAGGCUCCCUUGCCAGUAGUUAGUAACCCACUAGUUAAUAUCUGUGUUGAAAGGUUCAAGCGAGAUCCCAACCAGUCCUUGACUCCCACACAUAUGACUCUCUCUUCUGAAGCCCGGCAAAGGGGGCACAGGCGGACUCCCUCUGAUGGUGCCAUAAAUGUGACUGGUCCACUUGCCAAUGGAUCCCGUUCCAGGAAUUCUUCUGCAGGAGCAUUAGGAUCAGGUGUAUUAAAAACUCCCAGUCCAAGUCAGGGUCCAAAUGAAGUCCCUCGACUGCCAGACCCCAACCUCAUCUUUCCUCCAACCCCCAGGCGCUAUAAUGCUCAGCAAGACUCCAUGCUGGAGAGACCCAAGACCUUGGAAUUCCUACCUAGGCCACGCCCUUCAGCUAACAGGCAGCGGGUUGACCCCUGGUGGUUUGCAUCCCCCAAUAAUGCUAGGGGCGAGUCCUCUGCUAAUAGCUCCAGUACUGAAACUCCCAGUAACAUGGACUCCUGCUUUGCCAGCAGUAGCAGCACUGUUGAAGAGAGGCCUGCACUGCUUUCUUUCCGUGUCAGAUUGCCUGAAGAGGAGCGGACACUGUUGGACAUGGAUGUUGAAGGGCAGAGCCAGGACAGCACCGUGCCGCUAUGCAGAACUGAACUCAGAACACGCAAGCCUGCAGCAUAUGAACUCAAACAAGAGUUCUGGUCCUAGCAUGAAAUCCACAAGGGACUGGUUCUUCCAUGUCCCUAAAGCCCCACCCAGUUUUUGGACUCUAUAUAAAGUACUUGCUUAAAGUACAUUUCUCCCCAGUGUGCUUUCAUCAGAAUGUAUUGCCAAAUAAGCCUCUGUGGGAUGCGAGGCCGCUUCUU